AUGGAUUGGGAAUCUCCUUCAGAUGCCAUGCCAUGGGUGGGAUUGUAUGUCAGCCUAGCAUCUCUGGUGUGCACUCUUGCAAUGGCAGCUGAUGUUUUCCAAGGCUUUCGACAAUGGAAGCUCUGGUUUCCAUGCAGAUUUUUCACCAUCAACGCUGUUUCCAUCACACUCAUAGCAACAGCAAUGAAGCUACCAGUGGAUCUAACCACCGACGUAUCUCAAGGUCUUGAUACGACAGCAAAGUUUCUCAGCAUCGUUUUCUUAGUCGCCAUGUUAGCCAACUUUCUCCCUUCUUUAGGGCUUAUGAACGACAAGGAACUUGUUAUGAACAUCGUAGCCUUGGGUAUCCUCAUCAUCACCAUUACUGUAAAUGUUUGGAUCCAAAUUAGUACUACAACGCCUUUGACAAUCCCAAUACUGAUUAUUAUAAUGAUAUUUUCACUUCCAUGGCCAUUUUCAGUAGCUUUGACAGUUUCCGCAUCUGGAAGAAUUUUACAACAUAAGUACAAGGAGUUGCAUAGGUUGGCUUCAAAUCAUCAAGACAUGAACAUGAACAUGAACUUUUCCGAUAAGAGACUCAUAUGUUAUGUUAAAAAACAUUGGAUGAUGGCAGAAACUGGUAACCCUCAAUUUGUAGUUGCGUGUUCACCUGUUUCUUCUGCUUUAGGAGUUAUAUGCUCAGUUCUUGUUUGCAUUUCAUUUUACUUUUUGAUAACCCUGUUUGGUGAUACGUCAAAUUUGAAGUAUGGAAGAUCAGAUUAUAAGUGGUCAAUCAAUGUAAUUGUCACCAUACAAUCAAUCGGGACAAUAGUAGGUAGUAUAGCACCGAUUUUUAGAUGUUUGUCUUCCACCAUUGAUUUCAAUUUCUCCAAGAAAUGGAUCAAGAAUCAUCUAAACGUGUUCAGAGUCGAGAAGCAUUGGAUCCAAAGGCUUCAGCAUUGGAAACGCUGCCAUGUUCGUUCACAUAUUCCAGGGCGCCAUUGCAAAAAAGCUUUCCAUAGCAUCAAAAACAUGAUUUUGAACUUUUGCAUAGGGAUUCAGAUAACGAUUGUGAUUAUAUGCAACACGAUAUGUCUCAUUCCCAGAUCUUUUCUUAUCUUCUGCAAGUCAUUGUUGAAAAGGUUUAAACAAGAACCAAAUGCAGAUACUAAUGGCAAUGUGAUAUCAGAUUUGGAUCAAGAAUAUACGCGUUAUGUCCUACAAGUUGAAGUGGAGAUGAAGCUUUCAAAGAGAAUAUUAAGAAAUGCGCUCAACUCCAUGACUCGACUUCUCCACGAGUCUGAAGAGAAAGAGCCAAGUAAUCUGAUCAAACUUCUCAAGAAAUCUACAGGAUUCCAUGGAGUUUUGGAGUUCGAUCGUGAUCAAGUCCCACCUUUACAUCAAGAAGAAACCAAGAAUUGUUGGAGCCUAGUUGUAGUAACAUUAACAGCCAUUGCCAUUUCCCUUCCUAACAUUGCAAACAUCCAUGUGAAGGAGUUACUUUCCAGUAUGAGAGAAGGGCUACAAUUUGUAAUGCAUAUAGAAGAAAGCCUCAAUGUGAAUAGUGACUUGGUAAAAGCAAGAAAAGCAGCUAGACGUAUGUGGACAGAUGUUGAGGUAUACUCCAGGUGGCUACAAACUGAUCUUCAAAAGAAAGCUCGUGAAGGAAGAACAUCAAAGGAUAUUCUUCAGUGGUUGGGUGAUGAAGCAAUAAAAAUUGUGAAAGAGUUCAUGAGAAGAAAAAAUGGAAUUUUGGAUCAUUCACUUCGUAAGUUCAUUGCUGCAAAUUCCAUGUAUAGAAUCAGCCAAACCAUAUUGCUCCAUUGCAAUGAGCAAGAAAAUUGGCCAAAUGAUGAGGGAAUUUUUGAGUUUAUAUCAACUAUGAUUGCAGAUAUGUUAUCCGCUUGCUUUACCAACUUACCACGUGUCAUAGCUAUGAAGUGUCAUGAUGAUGCAAUAGAGAAAAGGGAAGAGAGUAUCCGGACUACAACACGGCUUCUUGGUAAGUCCAAAAAGAUGCUUAAGAUCCUUAAAAUGCGCCAAGUUCCUAACUUAGAUUCGGACUCCAUGGCCUAUGUUGAUAAGUGGCAUGCAUUACCCAAGAGUCACAUACACAAUUGUUGUUCUCCUUCAAAAAGGAUUCAAUUACCGGCUUCUUUAAGUUUUAAUCAAUCAUUUUUAGUAACUAUUAUGUAG
This is a messenger RNA of Lactuca virosa, 2175 nucleotides long. The record is from the annotation of a GenBank genome assembly. Lineage: Eukaryota; Viridiplantae; Streptophyta; Magnoliopsida; Asterales; Asteraceae.